Messenger RNA from Dendrobium catenatum, 2166 nucleotides. Its product is annotated as fructokinase-like 2, chloroplastic. Gene Ontology annotation, biological process: etioplast organization; chloroplast organization; plastid transcription. Bases 117 to 1820 code for a protein of 567 amino acids. Gene Ontology annotation, cellular component: chloroplast nucleoid. NCBI's taxonomy places the organism in Eukaryota, Viridiplantae, Streptophyta, Magnoliopsida, Asparagales, Orchidaceae. The transcript is spliced from 5 exons. The record is from RefSeq and is a predicted model, not a curated record.
CCCCUUUUUUUUUAUCCGGUGGAGGGUUUUAGCGGCCAUUUUGAACGGCGAAAUAAACCUUGAGACCAUUAGCGAGACGGUGGAGCUCUCAAAGCAUUAUGUGAAUCACCUCCGCAAUGGCUUCCUUCGCUUUAACCAAUCCUCUUCCUCUCGUCAGGUCUUAUUCAAGUGACUGCAUGGUACUUGCUGUUUGUAACACUUUCCAACGUAGCAAUGUGAGACUGAAGAAUUGGUGCGUUCUUGCAAUCUCCAAAAAAAAAGCUCCGCAACUCGAUCAACAAGAUUCAUCAUUGAAAGAAAGCGGGGACAAUGUUCCUAGAAAUACUCAACAAACUAGACCAAGUAGAAAAAAGGUUACUGAAGAGAGUCCAGAUCGCAGCUCUGCUGAUAUGAUUGAUAGCUUUGAAGAGGAGAAAAUCCAAGAAGAGGUUUCUAUUACAGCUUCUAAGAAAUCCACAAGUAGAGUUCUUAAAAAAGCUAGCACCUCAUUGAGCCCUGAGGAGGGGAACUCUGAGAGGAAAGUAAAAAAGAGAAAAACCAGAAAAAAGACAGUUUCUUCAGAGGAUCAAGGCAUGAGAAUUGAACUAGCUGAUGCCAAGGAGAUGAUGACAUCAGGUGGCAGUGUUGAGGAUGAUAAGGAGGAAUAUAAGAUACGAUUAAAAGAUUAUGAGGAGGAAGAUAUUAGCUUUACAUAUGGUUGGCCUCCUCUUGUAUGCUGCUUUGGAGCUGCUCAGCAUUUAUUCAUACCUUCUGGUAGAUUGGCUAACAGGCUGAUAGAUCAUGAAAUCCAUGAAUCAAAGAAGGACAUGUUAUGGACACCAACCAAGUUUAUGAGAGCUCCUGGGGGGUCUCCAUCCAGUGUUGCUAUAGCUCAUGCAAGUAUAGGCGGUAGAGUUGCAUUCAUGGGGAAACUUGGCGAUGACGAGUAUGGAGAAACCAUCCUCUAUCAUUUAAAUGUUAAUAAAGUCCAAACACGAGCAAUUAUAAUUGACAGUUCAAGAACAACAGCGCUAUCUCAGAUGAAGAUUUCCAAAAGGGGAGGCUUAAAAGCCACUGUUGUCAAACCUUGUGCUGAAGAUAGUUUUCUGAACUCAGAGAUCAAUAUUGAUGUUCUAAAGGAGGGGAAGAUGUUCUACUUCAAUUCCUCAUCCUUGUUAGGAGAAAGCAUGAGAUCAACCACAAUGGAAGCCAUUAGGAUUUCCAAGAAGUACGGAGGGGUCAUUUUCUUUGACCUCAACCUCCCAUUACCAUUGUGGAAAUCCAGCACAGAAACCACUAUAUUCAUUCAGAAAGCUUGGAACUCUGCCGAUAUCAUCGAAGUAACUAAACAAGAACUAGAAUUCUUGUGUGGGAUAGAAUCUGCUGAGAAAUUUGAUACAAAAGACAAUGACAAAUCCAAAUUCACUCAUCAUAAGCAUGAGAUGGUCAAGCAGCUAUGGCAUAGCAAUCUCAAAGUGCUAUUUGUGACGAAUGGGACUUCCAAAAUACAUUAUUACACGCUGAAUGAUAAUGGAUUUGUUCGUGGAAUGGAAGAUGCUCCGAUCACACCUUACACUUGUGAUAUGUCGGUAUCAGGAGAUGCUCUUGUUGCAGCUCUCAUGAGAAUGCUUACAGUUCAGCCACAUCUAAUCACCGACAAGGGGUAUUUAGAGCACAUGAUCAAGUAUGCGAUUAACUGUGCAGUCAUAGAUCAGUGGUUGCUAGCUAGAAUUGUAGGAUUCCCUCCUAAAGAAGGAGCAGAUCCAUCUUCUCAGACUGAAAGGAGAUUUCUUUCAAUAUCAGAGAAAGAAUACCGCACGGUUGAGAAAGCAAUAUCUUGAUUAUUAAGACUUCGUUUGGGAUGGCUUUAUUACUGCUUCUUAAAGCAGCUUUCUAGUACAACAAAUAAAUUUUUUAUACUAAAAAAUUGCUUUAAAAAACAGUAAGAAAGUCGUCCCAAAUGAACCCUAAAACAAUAUGAUAGUUUCGUUAAUCUAAUUUUAUUGUACUUCUAUUAGAUUUACUGCACUUUUAGGAGUCUAAGUCCAUUUUUGAAAAUUUGUUAAUGGUUUGGAAGCCUUGCUCUGAAGUUGUAUUGGUCCAAAGUUGCAUAGCCGUUUAUUCAUCAUUCAUGAACAUAUCCAUUCAAAAAUAUGUAAUUGAAAUGACAUUUUAUAUUUCUACUUU